Messenger RNA from Daktulosphaira vitifoliae (grape phylloxera), 2019 nucleotides. RefSeq lists its product as uncharacterized. The transcript is spliced from 2 exons. Bases 715 to 2019 code for a protein of 434 amino acids. Lineage: Eukaryota; Metazoa; Arthropoda; Insecta; Hemiptera; Phylloxeridae. The record is from RefSeq and is a predicted model, not a curated record.
UUUACCAUCAACUACCAGACGCUUAGGUAAGCAUAUUUUUUUAAUAUUGAAGAUGUCGUCAUAUAGUAAUAAUCAUUAUCGUAUGAAUUUUAUGAGAACAAUGGUAUCGUUUGUCGUUAUGGCAUUAUAAUUUCUAAGAAUUUUACCAUCGACUACCAGACGCUUAGGUAAGCAUAUUUCCGACAUCAAAGGUAUCAUAAUAUUAUAUCGCUCAUAAGCGUCUGUAAUUUUAUGGGAAAUAAUUGUGGCGCUGUCUGUGUAUUAUUAAAUGUAUAGCUAUAAUUUCUCAGAAUUUUAUCAUCAGCUACCAGACGCUUAGGUAAGCAUAUUUCCAACAUCAAAGGUAUCAUUAUAUUAUAUGGCUCAUAAUCGUCUGUAAUUUGAUAUGAGAACAAUUGCGGCGCUGUCUGUGUAUUAUUAAAUGUAUAGCUAUAAUUUCUAAGAAUUUUAUCAUCGACUACCAGACGCUUAGGUAAGCAUAUUUCCAACAUCAAAGGUAUCACCGUACAGUAACGAGCACUGUCGUAUGCAUUUUAUGAUAAAAAUGACACCACUGGAUGUGUUUCACGCCUACGCAGUAUUUUAUUCUUUACUAUAUAACCGGUGAAAUACUUCUUGUCCUGUCACAUUUGUUUUUAAUUGUCAUUAACGUGCAGUUGUCAUUUUGAAAACCAGAAAUUUAUUAUUUAAUAAUUUACACGUAUAAAUAAAACCAUGAACCAGCAAGAUCAAGCGUCUUCUACACAAGUUACUUCUGCGACAUCUGUUUCAUCACGUCAGGCGGCUAAGCGUAGUAGGGCUAACAACAGCGCGGUUAGGUCGAAAAGGUUACGUAUGCAAUUGACGGAUACCCAUGAUUUCACUGAGAUCGAUUCCGCAUUGGAUCGGGGGGCCGUUUGGUUUUAUCGGAAGAACGUGGAGAAUUUCGCGAGCUAUCGAGAUUUUCUGCGCGCCGUUAAACCCGAGCUUGUGGUCAGACUCGCUGAAAUUGUAGGUAACCGACCGAUCAAGUAUAAUCUCAAAUUGGAGGCCUCAUAUCAUAUACCGCGAUCGGAAGCACCGCCCGAGGACCGUGCCUUUAAAACACGAGCUAGAGCAUUGCUAUCCGAUACAGAUAUCGGGUGUGCGGUCGAUGAAGAUUUUGAGGUUAUGCUCGCCGAGGAAGACGUGUACUCUGGGAGGGGUAGCGGCUUUACUUUAUCGCAUAUCGACGGCAUUAUGCUCAGCGUAUACAAGUAUACGCCCCUCGCCGGCUCAUCAUAUAUUCCGAUUCCGUCCGAAAUUAAUAAUAGAAAAGCAAUCAUCAACCCACAGAAUAUCGAUCAGUCUUGUUUCAAGUGGUCUAUUUUGUCGAGACACGUCAAGGGAGACCACAAAUAUCGCGUUGAUCGAAAAUAUUUUAACGAGGAACACAGGUAUAAUUUCACAGGGUUGACGUUCCUCACACCUGUGUCCCAAAUUAAAAUAUUUGAACGACAAAACCCUAACGUGUCUGUCAACGUGUACGGCUUGGAACGAGACGACGUUAAGAUGAAGUGGUUGGUGUAUCCGCUAAGAGUUGCCGACCAAGAACAACAGAAUCAUUUUGACCUGUUGUAUAUUGGCGACUCUGUAAAAUCACAUUACGCGUACAUUUCAGAUUUUUCUAAGCUUGUUCGUAAACAAAAAACCAGACACCAAGGUCGCAUAUACACUUGCAAACGUUGCUUCACCUGCUUUGAUGAUCGGCCUAAAAAGCAUAUUCUUCGAGGUCAACAAGCGUUGGAGCAACACAAGUUGAUAUGCGGCAAAAAUAAACCAAUUUUACCUGUUAUGCCGGCAGAGGGCAGUAAGGUCGAAUUUGAAGCGUGGGUAAAGACGCAACGGUUACCGUUCGUCAUCUACGCCGAUUUUGAGGCCUUACUGGAGAAAACAGACGAUCGCAUGGGUGCAUACACCAGGACUGUGCACACCCACCAUCCCAUGAGCUAUGGGUUCAUGGUGAAAACAUCGGACGAUGUGCCUUCNACCAUCCCAUGA